GGAGAUAGUGUUUCUGAACUAAGGGAAUGGAGACCUGUCGUUUACAGAAAGUGCACAGACACUCUCUGGUUGCUCCUCUUCUUCCUUUUCUGGGCUGGCUUGAUGUUUAUAACUGGCUAUGCUGUGAUGGCUGGUGCCGCAGAAAGACUUGUGCUUGGAUAUGACAGCUUUGGGAACAUAUGUGGUAGGAGGAACACUCCUGUAAAAGGGGCACCCCUUUCUGGACAGGACAUGACUAAUAAAAAGUAUGUGUUCUUUCUGAAUUCAUGCAGCCUGGAAAUGCAAAGCCUCAAAAUCAGUUCAGUUUCCUUGUGCGUGUCUAGUUGUCCACAAGAGCAACUCAACUCUUUGGAAGACCUCCAGAGUUUUGCAAGGAAUAAUGGUUCUUGUCUUUGUGUUUACAACCUGAACAUUUCCAGUUACACACUAAAUCCAAAGGCAGCUGAGCUGUGUCCCACACUGCCAGUUCCACCAAGCAAAACUUUUCCAUUAUUUAAUCGAUGUGUUCCACAAAAUCCUGAAUGCUAUUCCAAAUAUGCAUCUGUCUUAAUAAGUAUGGUUAAUGAAAUGGAUGUUUUUCACCGAACUCUGAGUGGAAUAUUGGCAGGAAGAGAUACUGUGAUAGGACUGAGUGUCCUUGCACUAGCCUUCUCUUUUAUACUGGUUUUAGCCUUCAGAUUUAUACGGAUGCUUCUGGUCCAUACUUUGAUUGCACUGGUUGUAUUCGGGUUGUUAUUUGUCUCAGGUGUUCUCUGGUGGCUCUAUUAUGACUACAAGAAUGAUCCCAGCACUGAAUUGGAGACAGAAAAGGAAAAUGUAAAAUUUCUGCUUGGAUAUGCUAUCUUCUCAACAAUAGUUACCGUUGUUCUGCUUUCCCUUAUACUUGUACUAAGAAAGAGGCUUCAGUUCACUGUACAGCUCUUUCGAAUUGUUGGUAAAAUCAUUGGCAGAAUUCCUUUCCUCCUGUUCCAACCACUCUGGACCUUUCUGAUUCUCAUUGUGUUCUGGGUUUUUUGGGUUGCUGUACUACUUAGCUUAGGAACUGCAGGUACUGCACAGACUACUUCAGGAGGACAAGUAGAAUACAGAGCUCUGUCUGGAAUUUGCUACAUGGCAUGGUAUCAUUUCGUUGGCCUUAUCUGGACUAGUGAAUUCAUUCUUGCCUGCCAGCAGAUGACGAUUGCUGGGGCAGUGGUUACUUGUUACUUCAACAGAAAUAAACAUAGCCCACCACCUCACCCAGUGCUGUCUUCCAUAUCAGUUCUUUUUUGCUAUCAUCUAGGAACUGCUGUAAAAGGCUCAUUUUUAAUCACAGUACUGAGAAUACCAAGGAUUGUUCUCUUGUACCUUUAUAAUAUCCUAAAACAAAAGGAGGGUGCAUGUGCAAGGUGCCUGUUCAAGUGCUGUUUCUGCUGGUUUUGGUGCCAGAAAAGUUGCUUAAGAUACUUUAACCAGCAUGCAUACACAACUACAGCCAUAAAUGGGACAAAUUUUUGUACAUCAGCAAAGGAUGCUGUCUUUAUUUUGGAGAAGAAUUCUGCUAAACUUGCAUCCAUUAGCUGUUUUGGAGAUUUUAUCCUGUUUCUAGGAAAGGUGUUUGUUGUAUGUUUUACUGUUUUUGGAGGAUUGAUGGCAUUUAACUACCAUCGGGAACUGCAAGCUUGGGUAGUUCCUCUAUUGAUGGUUGGAUUUUUUGCCUACCUGAUGUCCCACAGCUUUCUGUCUGUGUUUGAAGUGACAGCAGAUGCCAUGUUCCUUUGCUUUGCUAUUGAUAUGGAAACAAAUGAUGGAUCCGCAGAGAAGCCGUACUUCGUGGAGCAGGAACUGCUGACCUUUGUGAGUCAGAGUAACAAGUUAACAGAAGGGCAAAAACACAGAAGCCUGAGACCUUUCCAGGACAAUGAAGAUGGGACAGAGCUCCAACCUAUGGAAAGUCAGGAGAGUGGUAGGCUGCUUGAUUUCAUGCUGGAACUGGUGAAGUUCCAGAGCUACUUGACUGUGAAGCGCACCAGGAAGUAUGAAGGCAGACCAGCAAUAGCAAAAACAGUCAUAGAAAAAAAGUAA
Nipponia nippon (crested ibis) is the source of this 2064-nucleotide messenger RNA. NCBI's taxonomy places the organism in Eukaryota, Metazoa, Chordata, Aves, Pelecaniformes, Threskiornithidae. The record is from RefSeq and is a predicted model, not a curated record.